Messenger RNA from Coccinella septempunctata (seven-spotted ladybird), 1940 nucleotides. It is a transcript of the gene Dek, whose product is annotated as protein DEK. NCBI's taxonomy places the organism in Eukaryota, Metazoa, Arthropoda, Insecta, Coleoptera, Coccinellidae. The record is from RefSeq and is a predicted model, not a curated record. The transcript is spliced from 7 exons. The coding region runs from base 120 to 1640 and encodes 506 amino acids. Gene Ontology annotation, biological process: regulation of double-strand break repair; chromatin organization. Gene Ontology annotation, molecular function: histone binding; DNA binding. Gene Ontology annotation, cellular component: nucleus.
AAGCAAUGGAAAUUAAAUAACUAUUUCUAUGAUUAGCGUUUGGUAUUUGACAUAUGUGUCUAGCUGUCAUCCAUAUCAAGCGUUAAGAGAACGCGGCAUAUGAGUUUGAGUUAAUUAAAAUGUCCGACGAAGGAGAUUCACCAAAAAUUGCCCAUUCUGAGGGUAAAGAAGACGUCAAAUCUGAGGAUAAUGAUUCGUCACAAGAUGAGGUUGAAUUGAAGGACAAGUCGCCAUCCAAAGAAAAAACUACUAAUGAUGAUAAAAAUGAUGAUAAGGAUGAAGAAAACGAUGUAGACGAAGAAAAUGACAAAGAUGGUGAUACUGAGGAAUCAGAGAGCCAAGAAUCCAAAGCUUCAAAUAAGGAGAAGGGAAACGAGAAUGACUCAAAAAAGAAGUCUAAAAAUGACGAUAAAAAGAAAAAUGAUAAAUUAAAAUCUGAAGAUGAAGAAGAAUCUGAGGAAGAUAUUAGUGAAGAAGAGGAGGAAGAAGAAAAAGAACAGAAGAAAAGUACAAAAGAAAAAAAAGGGAAAACUGAACCAGUCCAAGACUCUAAGAAGGAUCGUAGAGGUGCUUCAAAGUCUAAUGACGAUAAAAAGGAAUCUAAUGAGGAUGGCUCUGAAACGAAAGGAGAAAAAUGCUGUCUUGGGGAUAUUCCCAGAAUAGACGCUUCAAUAUCAAGAUUUAAGAAUGAUGAUCUAAAGUUAUUACACAAGUUGCUUUACAAAGAGCCUGGGAAAACGAAUUUGAUUAAGAAAAACAUUCGUAAAUUUGAUGGUUUUGACUUUACCAAGGACUCUGAUGAGUAUUCUAAAAAAAUUAAGGACAUUCUUAAGUUUGAAAGCAAACAAUUGAAAGUAAUUUGCGAGAUGCUGGACUUGCCUAAAACUGAGAAAGAUGAGGAGAACGCUAAUAAGAUAUUAGAAUUCUUAUUGGAACCAAAGGACUCUGGUAAGGUAGUCGGAGGAGGUCGACCUAAGAGAACUGCUGCAGUUCGAGCUAAUAAUAGAGGUUAUUCAUCCCAUGAUGACUAUUCAAGUGAUGAAAAAUACAAAGCAAGGUCAAGAAGAGAAAAAGGCCAGAGGACCACUUAUAAAGAAGACAGCUCCAGUAGUGAUGAGGAGUUUCAGCCUUCAGAUGAUGACCGUCCAGCUACCAAGUCUAAACAAAGAAAUGCUAAGCGCAAGAAGGCCAAGAGUGAAGACAGUGAAGAAGAUGUAGUCACGCCAAGCUCAGAUGAAAGUGAUGAUGGAUCUCGCAAGCGAAAACGAGUUUCUAAAGUUAACAACAAGAGUAAAGCCAAGGCUCCCGCCAAAAGGGGACGUAAACCUACGCCUAAGAAGACACCAGGUAGAAAGAAGAAGAAAGUUAGUUCAGAAGAAGACACAGAGGAACUAAGUGAUAAGAAAAAUGAUGGUAGUUCAUCUGAGGAUGAGCCAUUAGUGAAGAAGACUAAAAAUUCACAGCCGCCUACUGAUGAAGAAAUCAAAACUUAUGUAAAGGAGAUCUUAGAAGGAGCUAAUUUAGAAGAAAUCACCAUGAAAACUGUCUGUCAGAAAGUAUAUGCUCACUAUCCAGACUUUGAUUUAGCACACAAAAAAGAUUUUAUCAAAACGACUGUUAAAUCGUUGAUAUCGACGUGAACUGUUUGAGGUGAAAGAGCAUAUAUAAAAUAAAUAUAAGAAAGUUUGAAGUAAUGCAAUCUUUAUAUAUGUUUCGAGUACAAAAAGAGAGUCGAUAUUUUGUUUUUUAUUCAUUCUAUCUUAGUAUAUCAGCAGGAAAGCAUUGUCACUUUUUGUAAAAUAUAGCACUAGUGAUUUAAUUAUUCCAAUUUGUUUUCAGUUUAUCCCAAACAGAUAGAUUGAUAAUCAUUGAAUUUCGUUGCAUAAUUAUUUGUGUUUUUAAGAUUGUGAAUGAUUUUGUCAUAAAAGAUAAAAUUUUAA